UCCUAUUUUUACAAAUUUCCCUUUGUAGUUUCAAUCUUCCAGUUGGAGCAAACAAACUCAUCAUAUUGUCGUCGUCGUCGUCGUCAAUUGUAAGGAGUAUCGAAAUCACCCCCAUUUCUCCCUUCCUUUCUCUUGUUUUCUACUCAAGAACAGAAGCAGAAGGACCAGGACCCUCCAACCACCAUCCAUGGCUGCCACUCGCUUCUCUCUCCUCCUCCUCUGCUCUCUCUUCCUCCUCCACUGUCCAUUCUCCGCCACCGCCAACAUCCAUAAAACCUCCAAGCUCUUCAGAUCAGGGCUCAUCUCCGAGCUCACUGACUCCCCCGCUGAAGCCCCAUUGACGAGAUACUUCGAAGUCACCAAACCCAUCAAACUGCCCAGAACUGCGCCGUGCUCGUACCUUCUCCUCGAGCACGAUUUCGGCUACACUUACUCAAAACCACCAGUUCUUGCCAAUUACACGCCCCCUUUUAAUUGCCCAUCUCGGGAUUUCUCCACGAUUGUGCUUGAAUGGGAGGCUACGUGUAAGGGGAGGCAGUUUGAUCGGAUUUUUGGGGUUUGGCUCGGCGGCGUUGAGCUUCUCCGGAGCUGCACGGCCGAGCCGAGGGCCACCGGUAUUGUUUGGACCGUCGAGAAGGACAUCACCAGGUAUUACUCCUUGCUCAUGACCAAUCAAACACUUGCCGUUUAUCUAGGCAAUCUUAUUGAUAAAACUUACACUGGAAUCUACCAUGUCAAAAUCAAGAUUCACUUUUAUCCUGCUGAAGCAAAUUACAAGUCUCAUGAGCCAAAAUUGGAUGGUUUGGCAAAUUUGUACCAUCCCAAGGCUGAUCUCAUCUUACCCAUUUCAAGAGAUUUGCCAUUGAAUGAUGGGUUGUGGUUUGAAAUUGAGAACUCAACUGAUGUGGAAUCAAAGAAGUUCAAGAUUCCCCAAAAUGCAUAUAGGGCAGUGUUGGAGGUUUAUGUCUCAUUUCAUGAGAAUGAUGAAUUUUGGUACUUAAAUUUCCCCAAUGAGUACAUUUCUGCUAAUAACCUCACAGAUACCCCUGGGAACGGGCCGUUUAGGGAGGUUGUGAUCAGUUUGGAUGGUGCAGUAGUUGGGGCAGUGUGGCCUUUUACUGUAAUAUACACUGGAGGUGUCAAUCCCCUGCUAUGGAGACCGAUAACUGGAAUUGGUUCUUUUGAUCUCCCUUCUUAUGAUAUCGAAAUCACUCCAUAUCUGGGAACAUUGUUAGAUGGGCAGAUUCAUGAGUUUGAAUUCAGUGUAACUAAUGCCCUGAAUGCCUGGUACAUAGAUGCAAAUUUGCACGUGUGGUUGGACAAAAUGAGUGAAAAAACCAAAGGACAGCUUCUGGGACACAAUAGUCUGCCUGCUGUUCAGUCUUUGACACUGAAUUUUACAGGUCUAAAUGGAAAGUUUUUGACUAGUGCUAGUAGGUCCAUAUCAUCAGCUGGAUGGGUAAAGUCAUCCCACGGGAAGAUCCUGACCAAUUCUACUCAGGUAUUCACUUUUGAAAACCAUAUGGUCUUGCAGAAGGAUGCGAAUUUGCAGAUUGUGAACCAGAUUAUUGACUUCAAUGACAGCGUCAAUGCAACAAUGCCAUCUUCUUCUGUCCGUUCAAUCCAAUCAUUUAAAAGAUUUCCCCUUUACCUUUACUCUGACUCUGUUGACCAAGGUCAUGAAACGUAUAAGUUAGUAACGAAUCUAACAUUCAGUUUUAAUGAGAAGAGGAAUAAAGAUGCUGGUUUUCGAGCUUUGGGUAGUUCUGUUAAAAAUUUUCAGGAUGCAAACGGAACCAUGCUUGUAAAGAAGAACUUGGUGGUUAACGGGCUAGGGAGUACACAGCAGGCAUACCAAUAUGACAGUAGUAAAUUCUGCUAUUUUCGAAAUGUGUCCGGCUCGAAUUACACUAUUCUUUACGAUAAACAGGACAAUACUUGCAGCAAAAAGUUUUGGCCUCGUUUCUUUUUCACACUUGCCAGAAUCUAGUCUUUUCCUGCUCGAAAGAUCUUUCUUGCUAAUCUCAGUGAUAAUAAGAAAUGCCACUGAAUCAGUCGGUUGGUUGGAUGCUACAAUGGCUUUGUGAAGGCAAUUUCCUGCUUGCAACGCACAGAAUUUUGGAUGAGUUGGUAAGCUGCACAACAAAGUUAUUUCACCAUAAUCUUCAAUCAUCGUGACUUGAAUCAUUCAUUUCAUUAUGCACUUGCAGAUUCCUAGUUUGUAUUUAUACAGGCCAUGCCUGCAUUGGAUUGUGAUUAGGUUGCUGUUCUGAAUCUGAUUGUGUUAUCUGAACUGACACAAUAUCGAAAAUCUGCCAAAUAAGAUGGGAGUUUAGGUCUUUGUAAAAUCUCAAUCUUUCUCAAGUACUGAGCUUUCCUGGUUAUUCAUUUAUUGGUGCUAAGCUUGUUGCUUGUAUUUUCAGCUGUUUGUGUUAAUGUGCUUACACCUUGUUGGAUGCCU
Molecule: messenger RNA, 2461 nt
Organism: Diospyros lotus (date-plum)
Lineage: Eukaryota; Viridiplantae; Streptophyta; Magnoliopsida; Ericales; Ebenaceae
Product: peptide-N4-(N-acetyl-beta-glucosaminyl)asparagine amidase A
Exons: 2
Coding region: 188-1990 (600 amino acids)
Cellular component (GO): vacuole
Source: RefSeq, a predicted model, not a curated record